CCAGACCCAACAGCAUCAAUCCACUCUUCCACCGAGACCCUAGGUAUACAACUCACCACGCGACAAGAGAAAAGAACAAAAAAAAACGAAGUAGUAAAAUGUCAACCCCACCCCCCACCUCCAGAGGCGACCAUAUCCCCCCCGAGAUCCUAUCCUCGGAGGUCCCUAUCGGCCGCGAACUCGGCAUUCUCUUUGGAUUCCUCAUCGCCUCGCUGGUGAUCAUGUCCGUUUACGCUGUUGUUUGGCGGGCCAUCGAACGCCGCGAAGAAGAGCGCGAUCGUCUGCGACGUGAGAAACUCGUUGCGCGCGGGGUGCAUCAUGGUCGCGGCGGGAUCCACGAGAAGAUGCUGGACCAGGAGGUCUUCAUGGGGAGGGCGGAGCUUCCUGUACAUGGAUCUCGGAGCCAGAGUCGGACUCGUCAGGAGGAGGGCGAUGGGGACGAGGCUAGGGCUAGAACGGGGGAGAGGAUGAUGAAUGGCGGAUCUGGUGGGAGGACAAGGGCGACUUCGAAUUCCAUACCGAUGGCGAUGUGAUAAGGCUGGACAGGUGGGCAUUAGUAUACUGGAGUUAUUAAAUUUGGUUUAUGCUUGUCGUUAUAGUAUCAGUGGGGCUUGUUUGCUUU
This is a messenger RNA of Aspergillus versicolor CBS 583.65, 622 nucleotides long. RefSeq lists its product as uncharacterized. The coding region runs from base 99 to 533 and encodes 144 amino acids. The record is from RefSeq and is a predicted model, not a curated record. The transcript has 2 exons. NCBI's taxonomy places the organism in Eukaryota, Fungi, Ascomycota, Eurotiomycetes, Eurotiales, Aspergillaceae.